Messenger RNA from Adineta steineri, 1275 nucleotides. Lineage: Eukaryota; Metazoa; Rotifera; Eurotatoria; Adinetida; Adinetidae. The record is from the annotation of a GenBank genome assembly.
AUGAAAGAAUUUAUUUUUCCAAGUCUUAUAUUAUUUGGAAUAAUUUCUUUUGUAUAUCCGUUUGGUCAUUCAUUAUUACCACUAUUUUCACUUGAUCCAUCUUAUAUAAAUAUAAAUCAUGGUUCGUAUGGUUCAGCACCGAAAUAUAUUCAUGACAAACUACGUGAAUAUCAAAUGAAAGCUGAAUAUAAUCCUGAUCGGUGGUUUCGUAUAGAAAUUCAAAAUGAAAUGAAUAAAUUACGAAAUAAAUUAAGUAAAUAUGUUAAUUGUGAUCCAGAUGAUUUAGUUAUACUUGAAAAUGUAUCAGCUGGUAUAAAUUCAAUUCUUAGAUCUUUAAAAUUUCAAUCAAAUGAAACAAUUCUAUAUUAUAAUAUUGCAUAUGGUAUGGUUAAAUUAACUUUACAAUAUGUUUCAACUGAAAUAUUUACACAAGAACAAAUUAUACAAAUUGAACUUGAUCAUCAAACAAUUCAAAAUACAGAUUUAUUAUUAAAGAAAACUCAAGAAAUAUUAAAUAAACUAUCCAAUGUUAAAUUAAUUAUUUUCGAUCAUAUUAGUUCGACACCAGCUGUUCGUUUUGAUAUUGAAAAAAUGAUAAAAUUCUUUCGUAGAAAAAAUAUUUUAACAAUUGUUGAUGGCGCACAUGCUAUAGGUGGUAUUGAACUUAAUUUAAAAGAAUUAGAUCCAGAUUUUUAUGUUACAAAUACACAUAAAUGGUUAUAUACGCAUCGAAGUUCUUCAUUACUUUAUGUAAAAAAAGAUUUACAAAAAUUUAUUCAUCCAAUUAUAACAUCAUUUGGUUAUUUACAAUCAUUUCAAAAUGAAUUUUUUUGGCUUGGUACAAAAGAUUAUAGUUCGUAUUUAACUAUAUCAGAUGCAUUAGAUUUUCGUCAAACAAUUGCAAAUGAAACGGAAAUAUUUUCUUAUAAUCAUCAAUUAGCUAUUCAAGCUGGUAAUUUACUUGCACAAAUGUGGAAUAGUUCAGUAUUAAUAUCCGAUGAAAAAUAUCUUAGUACAAUGAAUAAUAUUGAAUUACCAUUCAUUAUUGAUACAUUGGAUAAAAUGAAUAUUCUAUAUCAAAAUUUAAUUAAUAAACAUAAUAUAUUUUUACCAAUGUUUGAAUUUGAUAAGAAAUUUUAUUGUCGAAUUAGUGCACAAAUAUAUAUGGAAUUAAAUGAUUAUCAAACAGUUGGACAUAUUGUUUUAAAUGCUAUUUCAAAUAUGAAAUUUGUACCAUUUUUAAAAAAGAAAAAUGAUUAUUUUCGUUUUGUUUAA